Aspergillus sclerotioniger CBS 115572 is the source of this 1221-nucleotide messenger RNA. RefSeq lists its product as uncharacterized. Lineage: Eukaryota; Fungi; Ascomycota; Eurotiomycetes; Eurotiales; Aspergillaceae. The record is from RefSeq and is a predicted model, not a curated record. Bases 1 to 1221 code for a protein of 406 amino acids. The transcript is spliced from 4 exons.
AUGGAUGUCGGAUCCCACCACCAUCAUCAUAAUGGCAGUUCCAGCAACACGACCAGCGGGGUAUAUCCGAAGCCGGCAUCAUCCAUCAACUUUGGCCCGGAGUUGUUGGCCGCCGUGUGGACCAUGAGCGCAUUGUCCAUCGUGGUGGUGUCGCUACGAUCCAUCGGAAAUGCCAAAUUUGGUAAUUUUCAGAUCAGUGAUCUGGUUACUUUGUUCGCGCUGAUUCUGCUCUUCAUCGCGGCUGUGCUGUCCACCGUCGCAGUGGACUACGGCUAUGGACAAACCGCCAGCUCGCUGGAACUGCACCACGCGAUGAAUUCCCUGAAAUACUCCACCAUCAGCCAAGCCAUCGUAACUUUGGCCGCCACAGCCGGCCGUCUAGCCUUUAUUGUCUACCUGAUUGAACUUCUCGCAGCGCGGAAACUCCACCGUAUCAUUCUCUGGAUUCUAGUCCCUUGCCAGGUCAUCGUCAACGUCAUCAGCGUAUUCCUACUAUUCUACCAAUGCACGACACAUAUCGACGAGCUCUUCAACCCAAGUGAAUCCAACCACUGCAUGUCAUUAACUGUCCAAAUCGACUAUGCCUACUUCCAGGGAUCAUUCAACUCCGCCUGCGAUCUCCUCCUCGCCAUCUUCCCCAUCUACAUCUUCUGGCACUUCAACUGGAACAUCAAAGUGAAACUCGUCCUCAUCUCCCUCCUAAGCCUCGGCGUCGUCGCAAUGGCCGCCUCCCUCGUCAAAACCCUCGAAUACCCCGGCAUCAUCAGUUCCACCAACCCGCGAACCAACCGCGUAACCCUUCUCCGCUGGAUGUUCAUCGAAGCCGGAAUCGUGCUCAUCACAGCCUCAAUCCCAUGUCUCCGCCCCCUCAUCAUCCUCUGGAUAAGGAAACUCCUCAAACGAACCCCCACCCGCCACCAGAAAAUGCCCAAUACCAACAACAACAACGUCCAAGAAAGCACCCAAACACGAAACACAUUAUUCAAUAUGGGCCAAGUAACAGAAGAUUGGAAACAACGAUGGAUUAUGCCAUAUACGCAGGACCAUGCCUCUGGGGAGAGUUUGGAAAGAUAUAUUCUGGGGAAUAUUACCACGCAUAUAUUUGCAGGCGAUAGGGAGUUUCUCGAUAGAUGUGUUCCGAGGAAUGGGAUUGUGAAGGAUGUGCAGGUUGAGGUGGUGGUGGAUGAGAUUCCAUUGACGGAGGUGGAGGAACAUACCUGA